Messenger RNA from Rangifer tarandus platyrhynchus (Svalbard reindeer), 1755 nucleotides. Lineage: Eukaryota; Metazoa; Chordata; Mammalia; Artiodactyla; Cervidae. The record is from the annotation of a GenBank genome assembly.
AUGGCCACGCUGAGCAGAAAGGACAGCUACGGUGCUGGGGUUUACCUUCCAGAGGCUAACAAUGCUCUCUCGCCAGAGGAAACAGCCAUGGAGCAAGUCUGCCAGCUGGAAAAGAUAAAAUGCCUCCAAGGCUCCCGCUUAAACCAAGGCUCAGGCAAGUCCCAUGUCCCCUUGGCUCUUAAGGAAGAGCUGGUGUCUGCCUCUCAAUUGGAAGAAGAGGAACUGGAUCCAGAUUUAGCACCAGACGUGGAGGAGGAGGAAGUGGAGGAGGAGGAGGAGGAAGAGAAUGAUCUGGGGGACCCAGCUGUCCUCAGCGCUGUCCAUAACAGCCAGAAAGGGCUUCUCAGCUCCCUUGGAAUCAUGGCCCCUGGUGUGCUAGGGAUGUCCCCUGCCUCCUUGCACUUUCUGUGGCAGACCCUGGACCACCUGGCUCCCCUCCCCUCCCGGCCCGCCCGUCUCGGCGCCCGCUCUGCAGCCUGCCACUUUGGACCGCGACUGCCCGCGCCAGACGCAGCGCUCCUCUGCAGUCCGCCCGCCUCAUGGCCCCUGCGGCUCAGUCAUCUGACCCAGCUCCACCCUCAGCACCAGCAGAUCUUGAAGCAGCAGCAGCAGCAACAGGGUCGACCACAAAGUCCCCCAGCCAAGAAGUGGCCUCAGCAGCCAGACUCCUAUGCUAACCUCAUGACGCAGAAAGAGAAGGACUGGGUGGUAAAAGUGCAGAUGGUUCAGCUGCAGAGUGAGAACCCCCGCCUUGAUGACUAUUACUACCAGGAAUAUUAUCAGAAACUAGAGAAGAAGCAGGCAGAUGAAGAGCUGCUUGGGCGAAGAAGCAGGUUUGAGUCUCUCAAGCUGGUCACACCUUUUAUUCAGAAGGCGGAGGUUUAUGAAUCAGUGGUUCGAAUCGAGGGUUCCCUGGGCCAGGUAGCUGUGUCGACGUGUUUUACCCCUCGCCGAGCUAUUGAUGCUGUGCCCCACGGAACUCAAGAGCAGGAGACAGCAGCUGCAAGCAGUCAGAGGCUUUGGGUGCUGUACCGGAUUGAGAAGAUGUUCCUUCAGUUACUGGAGAUCGAGGAUGGCCAGCAGGAUGGGCCUGCACAGCCCCAUGACUCUGAGCAGCAGAGCAGCCGGGUUGAGAAGCUCUUCCAGGCCUUAAAGGCCCAGGGGCAGAAUAAUCUGGAGGCGGCGGAUGACGGCUUCCUGCAGGCGCUGUCCGUGGGGAAGGGGAAAGCCCUGGUGGCCCGGCUCCUCCCCUUCUUGCCCCGGGAACAAGCUGUCAGCUUGCUGCUGGCCAUCACCCGCCACCUGCCCUUCCUGGUCAAGAGGGACGUGGCCGAUCAGGCCCUGCAAAUGUUAUUUCAACCUCUGAGCAAAUGUAUCAGGCACUUGACCUUCCGUGAACUCCUCCAAGGACUUCAGGGACUCAUGCGGCUACCACCUGGCUCCUCUGAGCGGCCAAUCACUGUGGUGCUUCAGAAUCAGUUUGGCAUAUCUUUGCUCUAUGCCCUGCUGAGUCAUGGGGAGCAGCUGGUACCACUGAAUUCUUCCGUCAAGGAGCCCAGCAGUGACCAUUCAACUUGGACAGACGUGGUGGUCCUCACUGCCUGGGAGAUCGCUCAGAUGCCCACAGCCUCUCUGGCAGAGCCCCUGGCCUUCCCCGGCAACCUUCUCCCCCUGUUCUGUCACCACGUGGACAAGCGACUGGUGCAGAAGCUGGAGGCUAGGAUGGAGUGUGUGGCCAUGGACAUACACUCAUAG